Olea europaea var. sylvestris is the source of this 756-nucleotide messenger RNA. Its product is annotated as protein FAR-RED IMPAIRED RESPONSE 1-like. The record is from RefSeq and is a predicted model, not a curated record. Gene Ontology annotation, biological process: regulation of DNA-templated transcription. Bases 1 to 756 code for a protein of 251 amino acids. Lineage: Eukaryota; Viridiplantae; Streptophyta; Magnoliopsida; Lamiales; Oleaceae. The transcript has 4 exons.
AUGUAUGUAAUGGGACAAACCGUUCAAAAGCUGCUUGAAUGUGGGAUUUGGGUGGAUAUGAAAACAUACUUUUUGACUAUGGAAGCACGGUGCUCAGGGUUUUACUUCAGUAUUGAUUUGGACGAAGAGUUGCGCAUGAAAAAUAUUUUCUGGGCAAAUGAGAGAAGUCGACAGACAUGGCUACAGUGCAUUAAUAGCCAAGCUCCCAAUGGGAUAAUUACCGAUCAAGAUAGGGCAAUACAGAACAUAAUUCAGAUCGUGUUUUCUAAUACGAAGCACAGGUGGUGUUUGUGGCAUAUAUUGAAAAAAUUGCCGCAGAAGUUUGAAUUUCAUGUUGAUAAAACUUCGAUCUUUUCCACUAUACAUGGAUUAGUUUAUGAUUCUCAAUUUAUUGAAGAAUUUGAAAAGGGUUGGCUAGAGAUGAUAGAAACAUAUAAUUUGCAGGACAAUGAAUGGUUGUUAGGUCUUUACGAGAAUAGAUCUCAUUGGGUUCCUUGCUAUUUGAGAACCACUUUUUGGGCAAUGAUGUCAACAAGUCAAAGAAGUGAGAGUAUGAAUGCAUUUUUUGAUGGAUAUGUUCAUUUGAAGACCUUGUUAAAAUCCCACAUGAGGGUUGCUGUGAACUACGUCGGGUUGGUUAGUACCCCAGUACAGUUGAUGUACGACAAGAUGGUUAAAUCGUUUGCUACAUUGGAAAACCUCACUUGUGAUGAUGAUGCAAAAUCUGGUUCCAUAUUAAAAUGGAUCGAAUCUUAG